Messenger RNA from Recurvomyces mirabilis, 312 nucleotides. RefSeq lists its product as uncharacterized. The record is from RefSeq and is a predicted model, not a curated record. Bases 1 to 312 code for a protein of 103 amino acids. The transcript has 2 exons. Lineage: Eukaryota; Fungi; Ascomycota; Dothideomycetes; Mycosphaerellales; Teratosphaeriaceae.
AUGAAGGUCGCCUUCAUUGGUGUCUCCUUGGCUUUCAGUUUUGACCUUGUCUCUGCCUUUCCAAGACUUGUUGCGCGCACGGACGACCCCUGCUACUGUGUCGACCAUGUGAAUGACGACAACGGCAAGAAAUAUGGCGGUUCUUAUGAUCUGUGUUCUGAAUCUUUCGAUGCCGCUUGGCCGAAGCCUAUCUACAGUGGAACUGACAACUGCUGGAUGACUGCUUAUGAGGACGACGAGUGUGGCUACCAGUACGGCGGGUAUGUGUUCGCGGUCCGAGCUCAAAAUCUGACCGUUCCGAGCAUUUUCUAA